GAGACCACCAGUUGUAGUUCAUCUCCAACUGGAGAGACUAACCCUGCGGCCAGUAUUGUGCAGUUCUAGGAGUGGUGCACUUCCUGCACACUGCGCGAGAUCUCCUACGCCACACGUACCCACGGCGAGGGUGAAAGCAAGUGAGGGCGUGAGGAGGAGAAUGAGGCAAGUCGAUGGUCUUGGCUUGUAGCAGCUGUCCUCCUUUGUGCCGUGUGUUUGUGUCUCGCACGAAGACGAGACCGCGUCCCCUUCACACCCGCUCUCGCUUCCCCUCUCCUACCCUCUCUGAACAUCCUUUAAACCUCCCCGGUUCGCCUCAAUCGUCUCCAUCUCGCAUUUCUUAAACGUCUACAUUCCGCGUGAGCGCUCUUCCGCGCCAGCGUUGCGAAUGUCGUCUCCCCAUGGUGGCCGCCGCCCAAUAUCAGCGUCUGCGGUGGCCGCCCCGCCAGAUGGUGGCAAUCAGCAUCAAGAACACUCUGGCCGGCCCACCACUCUUCCUCCUGGAGCUCUGCCUUCGACCGCGGCGACUGGCGUUGCUCCGAAGGCUGUGCCAGCCGCCCAAGACUUCACCCGCGUCACACGCAUUAAACGCGGGAUUUUCGCGAACAAGUACAUGAGCUUUUGUCUCCAGGUCGCUCAACAACCCGUAUCUGGGCGCCGCAAGACUGAGAAGGAUCGUCGCCCGAUUGCUCCUACCCCCAUAGUCCGGCUCUGGAUACGUGAACACCACGAUGCGUCGAGCCCAGGCAUGCUCGUGAAUCCCUCUGACAUUGACGUAUCGGCCCUGGUGUGUGCCGUGGAUAUCGUGGAGCCAAAUUCCCCGGCGAGCCCGGAAGUGCGUACUGGGCGGGCGCACCGUUCCACUAGAUCACCGUCCCCGCCACGCGCGCGGCUCUCAUCAUCGUCCAAGGUGGGAACAUCGCUAUCGCUCGGCUCUGGGUCCACGUCUGCUUCAUCCAAAGAAGCUCCCGUCGGCCUUGGUAUCGGCGGAGUCGGGGGCAUGUGGCAGGGACUGAGCACGGAUGACGCUGGUGGCGGUGGUGGCGUCGGAUCUUCCCAAGCUGGAUCCUCGCGCCAUGGAGCCGGGUUGUCUAUCACCCCUAUUCCUCGACCGCGGUCGCGCCACUCACAGCUCUCCCCAGGGUCUGGUGACCAUGAAACAAGUAGCGAGGACGAUGCUUCGCCCGUCGUGGAGCCGAGUGGAGUGCGGGGGUCUCGUCCAUCCUCGGCAUCCCGGCCCGCCUCAGGAGGAAGCGAAGCCAGCCGUGGUGGCACGCGCAGAGGACGGGGUCGCUCCGCAGCAUCUGGAGACUCCACACGUCCGGGUAGUGGACGUCGCACUGCAGCGGAUGAGAGUACCCGAAACUUGCACGGACGCUUGCACAUAGAGCCGAACCGGGUUAUCGACAUGGAGGGCGCUAUGGGCCUCUGGUUCCUGUUCACUAACCUUUCCAUUCGUUAUGAGGGGACAUAUUCCUUCCGUUUUCGAUGUUUUGAUAGGUCGGCAACUGGCAGGGAUCUGCCUCCCGCGCCAUAUUUGGCGACUUGCCAGUCCAAGAACUUCAAGGUCUUCUCGCCUCUGAACUACCAAGGUCGCCCGCCAAAUACACCGCUUGCAGACCACUUUAAUCGCCAGGGGUUCAAGCUUAACACGCGCAAGAACGAACGUCAAGUUCCGUCGCCGUCCAUGUCUUCUCCGCAGCAACCGGAAACAUGACGACCGUGUAUCCAUGAGUUGAGCCCUUGCCCCCUAGCCUCGAGGCGUAGAACUGCGUCCACAAUCCACAAUGGUGUAGCGCGACGGCAUGAGCCCGCUUUCCCUCCAUGCCUCUACGCGGAAAGCAUCGGUGGAAUUCCAUAGUACAAUACUGCUACGUUGUUCCCGGCAAUCGCCUGUACUGUAAAAUUACCGGUCCCAAUGUGCCGUUAUCCGUGCCUGUUGACUGUGAGUGGGGCUGCGUCGGUGUGCAGCAGGGGAUUUCUAUGUAAUUGUGGGCGGCUCUCUUCGCGGUCAGUUCAAAGGCCGCACCGGCACGCUGCAAAUUGAGUGCAGGUCAGACGA
Molecule: messenger RNA, 2062 nt
Organism: Cutaneotrichosporon oleaginosum
Lineage: Eukaryota; Fungi; Basidiomycota; Tremellomycetes; Trichosporonales; Trichosporonaceae
Source: RefSeq, a predicted model, not a curated record